Molecule: messenger RNA, 1859 nt
Organism: Phalaenopsis equestris
Lineage: Eukaryota; Viridiplantae; Streptophyta; Magnoliopsida; Asparagales; Orchidaceae
Product: probable polygalacturonase
Exons: 5
Coding region: 220-1692 (490 amino acids)
Biological process (GO): carbohydrate metabolic process
Molecular function (GO): polygalacturonase activity
Source: RefSeq, a predicted model, not a curated record
GGGCUGUUAUCUCGCACCUUUUAUCUUUCUAGUGCAGAGCAAUGCCUCCAAUGAAGCUCGACACCUCGCGCUCGAUUUUUAAAAAAUGCGAAUUCUCAAAGAACGGCAAAGCCCUGGUUCCCUAAACACACCGAUUCUUCCCAUCAGUUGUUUAUAGCUUCGCUGAAAUUCGUUCCAUUUGGUUUUUGUCUUGUUAAUACUGUGCAAGACGUGUUGCAAAUGGUUUCUCCAAGUGCCGGGAUCCAUUUGCAGCAUCACCGGCGAUGGCUGCCGGCGAAGUUUCCGUACCCACUCAUCGUCUUCAUGGUGCUUUGGAUGCUUGUUUUCGGGUCUAUCUUCGCAUGGCGAACUAAUUCCGUUGACGUCAUCCGGCACUCAGGACGAGCGACCCCGCCGAGACGGCCCGUGCCGAAGCUUCGGCCUAUGGUCUUUAACCUAAAGGACUUCGAUGCGGUGGGAGAUGGGAAAACGAUGAAUACGGAGGCUUUUGAACGAGCGGUGGAAGCGAUCUCGAAGCUCGCGAAUAGCGGUGGGGGCCAGCUCAACGUGCCGCGAGGGCGGUGGCUCACUGCUCCGUUCAAUCUAACAAGCCACAUUACGAUCUUUCUUGAAGAGGAUGCUGUUAUUCUUGGGAUUCAGGAUGAGAAUUACUGGCCUGUAUUGCGUCCAUUGCCUUCUUAUGGAUACGGAAGGGAGCAUAUAGGACCUCGAUAUGGAAGCCUGAUCCAUGGUCAGCAUCUUGAGGAUGUUAUGAUUACAGGAUACAACGGCAUAAUUGACGGGCAAGGUCAAUCAUGGUGGAUUAAGCAUAAGAAUAAGCUACUUAAUUAUACUAGAGGUUCUCUUGUGCAGUUCAUGUGGUCUAAAGACAUUGUGAUCUCCAACAUUACUCUUCGUAAUUCUCCUUUCUGGACCAUUCAUCCCUAUGACUGCAGAAAUGCGACCUUUUCAGGUCUCACCAUCUUGGCUCCACUCCGUGAAGCUCCAAACACGGAUGGUAUUGAUCCAGAUUCCUGCAAAAACGUGUUGAUAGAGAACUGUUUCAUCAGCGUGGGGGACGACGGCAUCGCCAUCAAGAGUGGCUGGGAUCAGUAUGGUAUCGCCUACGCUCGCCCUUCUCUCAACAUCAUAAUUCGUAACGUCACCCUUCGCUCCAUCAUCAGCGCCGGGCUUUCCAUCGGCAGUGAAAUGUCCGGCGGCAUCGCCCACGUGAUAGCAGAGAACGUCCGCAUUUUCGACUCGCUGCGUGGAAUCCGCAUCAAAACAGCCCCCGGUCGCGGCGGCUACGUGCGUGGCAUCGAAUUCCGCAAUCUCACUCUCGACAACGUGCGCACCGGCAUCGUGAUCAAGACGGACUACAACGAGCAUGCGGAUGAGGGGUUCGACCCGAAAGCGCUUCCGGUCAUUGAGAGAUUAUCGUUCGAGGGAGUGAGAGGGCGCGGGGUGCGAGUGCCGGUGCGUAUGCAGGGCAGCGAGGAGAUUCCUCUGCGGGCGGUAUUGUUCAAGGAUGUGUUGGUUGGGAUCAGCUACAAGAAGAAGCGGAUCUUUCAGUGUUCGUAUGUGGAGGGGAGGGUGGUUGGGUCAGUCUUCCCUGCGCCAUGUGAGGAACUUGAUGUUUGUGAUGAGGAGGGACGGCUUGUCCGGGCCGCCACACACAAGAACGUUACCGCCGCUGUCGAGGAUGAUGGGUAAAAUAUCUCUGACUCACAACCAUUCGGAGUCCAAUGAAAUCAAACCAUGUGGCGGUGAUUGAAAAAAAAAAAUCGGCCCGGUAACACGGAAAUAUUUGCUCUGUGUUAUUCCGUAUUAUUCAGUUGUUAUUAUAUGUUAUUCAGAUAUUAUUGUGUUAUGGGAAUGUU